This is a messenger RNA of Exophiala spinifera, 531 nucleotides long. RefSeq lists its product as uncharacterized. The transcript has a single exon. The record is from RefSeq and is a predicted model, not a curated record. Lineage: Eukaryota; Fungi; Ascomycota; Eurotiomycetes; Chaetothyriales; Herpotrichiellaceae. The coding region runs from base 1 to 531 and encodes 176 amino acids.
AUGGAGGCGAGAACGUCGCUCAUUCAAGAAUUUUACGGAUGUCUAGUCUUGCUAAGGCUAUUGACUCCGAACCGAUCGAGGGCCAUCUCGGACAGGUCUGUCGACCCAGCAGUCCCGAGGCGGAACGAAUGGCACGUCUUCCUGGACAGUCUGGCUUGGUUGGCCGACCACAAAGGCGCCGGGGAAACAGUCACAUCCAUCGCUGUCGAACCCUCCCCAGCUCGACCAACAUACUGGGUUGCCAGUAACUCGUACAUCAAGCCAGAGGCGCUCCAACAUGUGAAUAGUGUGUUGUCUGCUCUGCAGCAGGAGACCUCUUUGGAUAGGUCAUCCUCGAGGGAGCUGAUCCGAAAGAUCGCACGCGAUUCUAUCGAAUUUUCUGGUCUCCAUGUUCGAGAAUACUGUCGAAAGUUGAAGAGCACUAUUGCUGCGAUUGAUGCGACGGAGCCCAUUGUGUUACUCGGUAAUGGCAUCGGGCCGAUCCGACUAUUUUGUGGUCUUCUGCUGAUCAUGCUAAUUGCACAGAUGUGA